GGCGCAGCUUGGCGCGCGGUUAUCUCAAAGGUAACGUUGCAGUUGCGGUCGCUGCUCAUGCUCACGCUUUCUUUUGCUUGUGCUAGCUCACUGGCCUCGGCUCUACAACGUCAUGUUCGCUUCCAAGCCGUCAGCGCGCAGCAGCAGCCACAUCCGGGCCGUGCCAGCCGGCAACGCCAGCCCUGCCAUCGCGAGGCAGGGCAUCCCCUGGACCGCCGCCUCCGCCACCUCCACCUCCUCCAUGCCCAAGACCUGCUGCCCCUCCACCACCGCGCUGUCACGGAACUUCAAGCUCAGCGACGUGGACGGUGUCAGCCACAGCUACCUCAGCGACCUGAGUGCCGCACACGCCGCGGCCAACGCCGCGGCGGCUGCUGCCGCCGCCUCCUGCACCGACGCUGUCAGCGCGCGCAUCGCCGGCAAGGCCGCCACCUCACUGGUGUGGUCGGCGCGGUCUCUUCUGCCCGCACCCGUAGAGCCAUAUAUGGCUACGGACAUAUACUCGCCGCCCGAGUUCUGGGUGGGCUGGGCCCGGGAGGCGCUGGUGAGCGGUGAGGCGGCCGGCCGCGCCUACGAGUGGGACAUGAUGCAGCUGCGCGAGGAGGCGGUGGAGCAGCCGUGCUGGCCCGGCGCAGUGAUGCUGCUGGACAGCCUAAAGAGCGAGUGCGCCACACGCGAUGCCGCGCGCGCUGGAGUGGCUGCAGCUGCAGGGCAUGAACGGCGGCCGCAGCUACAUGUGCGGCGCCUCGCACACCUACCUCCUGGGUGCGACCAUCAGCCACCUGCUGCGGGCGGUGGAGACCGAGCUGAGCGCGCGGCCUGGCGUGGCGUAUGUGCAGCAGCUGGCGUUUGUGAGCGAGCUGGAGGACGUGAUGGUGGGGCUGAUGACGGAGGAGCCCGCCAGCCGGCCCACCUGCUGCAGCGGCUGCGGCGCCGGCUGGCAGAGAUGCGCGGCGGCUGGUGCUACUGGGGCUGAAGAGCGGGAGGGGCAGGUAGGGGCUUACCUGGCAUCAUGGAUGCCAGGAAGCGGACACGCGCGCGCUUCACCGCGUACGAGCAGUAGUCGGCAGGGAGCAGGGAUGGGAGGAUUGUUGUAGCCUGGGCGGGCCGUGUUGCUUGUGGCGGUGGCGUGCGAGUGCGGGGGCAGGUACAGUGACGGUACACGGCAGGUGGGAUGCCAGCGCGGGGAGACAUAAAUAGUACGGUAUCGCGGGCGCCGAUACGGACGGCGUACAGGGCGGAUGCAAGAGCGCAUCAUCCGGUAGUGAACGUGUACGUAGCUAGGCGUGUUAGGACAAGGACUAGAGAACCAUGUAGCAGCUUCCCUUUGUCAAGGCUGACAAGACUGAUUGAUUGAUCAUGAGCACUAGCGUUUUAGACUGAUUGAUUGAUUCAAUAAAACCGGAAAAUACGUUGUGCUGGGGAAACCAGCGGGGUGGGCCGUGGCAGUGGGGCGAGGGGCGCGAGGGGUGCUGGAAAGGAUGUCCGUCGAAGUUCGCGAACCAUGGCUUCUCUACGCACUGCAGCUGUGUUUUCUUAUAACAAUAUGAGUAUAAUAAGUUGAAGGAAAUUCCGCUAGAAGACUAUGGCCGCGCAAAUCCAAAUUCACACCGAUUCGGGCAUGGUGCGGGCACGCGUGCCGUGUUUGCGUCGGCUUUCCCCCCGGAUUUCCUGGCCCAGCGUAUUAUGCACCGUCCUAGUACGCUGUAUUAAUACGCUUAUUAUGGAGAGAGGGUCGCGUACUAGGCAACCCUGAAUGGGUCAGCUAUGAAGUAGGCACGGCUGGUUUGAGGAGGCGAAGCGUUGAGGAGGGAAGGAACUUACCGGUAAGCCAGGGUAAGCAAGGAAGGGGAGUAUGAGCUGGUAUGAGCAGGGCCUGGCGGCCGGGCCCGGGAACUCCCGAGUCCUGUAGUAUGUUGAACAGGCGGAGUAAUGCACUGUAAUCCUAAUCCAGC
Chlamydomonas reinhardtii is the source of this 1955-nucleotide messenger RNA. RefSeq lists its product as uncharacterized. The coding region runs from base 113 to 976 and encodes 287 amino acids. The transcript is spliced from 3 exons. The record is from RefSeq and is a predicted model, not a curated record. Lineage: Eukaryota; Viridiplantae; Chlorophyta; Chlorophyceae; Chlamydomonadales; Chlamydomonadaceae.